Maylandia zebra (zebra mbuna) is the source of this 2589-nucleotide messenger RNA. It is a transcript of the gene mstnb, whose product is annotated as myostatin b. The record is from RefSeq and is a predicted model, not a curated record. Lineage: Eukaryota; Metazoa; Chordata; Actinopteri; Cichliformes; Cichlidae. Gene Ontology annotation, cellular component: extracellular region. Gene Ontology annotation, molecular function: growth factor activity; cytokine activity.
CAUUAAUCCAACCCCAGUUCAGUCGCGCAUCAGCUCCGACACAGUGCAAAGGAUUUUUUUUAAACAAAGCGUAUUUUUAAACCAGACUUCACACCUAAGAGACAAUGCAUCUGUCUCAGAUCGUGCUGUAUCUGAGCUUGCUGAUUGCUUUGGGUCCAGUAGUUCUGAGUGACCAAGAGGCGCACCAGCAGCCUUCCGUCAGCACCCCAGUAGACACGGAUCAAUGCGCUACCUGCGAGGUCCGGCAGCAUAUUAAAACCAUGCGAUUAAACGCGAUAAAGUCUCAGAUUCUGAGCAAGCUGCGAAUGAAGGAAGCUCCCAACAUUAGCAGAGAGAUCGUGAAGCAGCUCCUGCCCAAAGCGCCGCCGCUGCAGCAGCUUCUGGAUCAGUACGACGUGCUGGGAGAUGACAACAGGGAAGAAGUCCUGGAGGACGACGACGAGCACGCAACCACAGAGACAAUUGUGAUGGUGGCAACUGAACCUGAUUCCGCCGUCCUGGUGGACGGGCAACCAAAGUGCUGCUUUUUCUCAAUUACGCAGAAGUUUCAAGCCAGUCGUGUAGUUCGAGCGCAGCUUUGGGUGCAUCUGCGUCCCUCAGAAGAAGUGACCACCGUGUUCCUGCAAAUCUCCCGGCUUAUGCCGGUCACAGACGGGAACAGACACAUACGAAUCCGCUCCUUGAAGAUCGACGUGAAUGCCGGGGCCAGCUCUUGGCAAAGUAUAGACGUCAAGCAAGUGUUGACUGUGUGGCUGCGGCAGCCAGAGACCAACUGGGGCAUCGAGAUCAACGCUUUCGAUUCGAGGGGAAAUGACUUAGCUGUGACCUCCGCAGAGCCGGGAGAGGAGGGUCUGCAACCGUUCAUGGAGGUGAAGAUUUCAGAGGGCCCCAGGCGUGCCCGGAGAGACUCGGGCCUGGACUGCGAUGAGAACUCUCCAGAGUCCCGGUGCUGUCGCUACCCACUCACUGUGGACUUCGAGGACUUUGGCUGGGACUGGAUUAUUGCACCAAAACGCUACAAGGCCAACUAUUGCUCUGGGGAGUGUGAGUACAUGCACUUACAGAAGUACCCACACACCCACCUGGUGAACAAAGCCAACCCCAGAGGGACUGCAGGUCCCUGCUGUACCCCAACAAAGAUGUCGCCAAUCAACAUGCUCUACUUUAACCGCAAAGAGCAAAUCAUCUAUGGCAAGAUCCCCGACAUGGUGGUGGACCGUUGUGGAUGCUCCUGAGUUGGGAUGGAGAGAGAAAGGGGGCGGGGGCGAAGGGGCCGAGGCGCCGUCCAGCAUCCUACUUUAAGACUGUUUGAUACCACCAAUCCACCAGUUCCAGUGCUUUCCUGCAGAACACGGUGCAAUAGAAUCAGAGUAGAAGCCACAAACAGCCCGACCUUCCUGCAGGGCAACGCUUUCAUAGUUCUCACUUUUCUUUCCUCCAGUGAAAUCUUAGCCAUAGAGGCUUGAAGCCAGGUGGAUGCAAGAAUGCAAACACACACACACACACACACACACACACACACACACACACACACACACACACACACACACACACACACACACACACACACACACACACACACACACACAAAUAUAACACAUGCUGGACCUUGAAGUGAAUGUAGCCAGAAAUGAUCACAGUUUUCCAAAACAGUGUUAUUAUUCUUUGUUUUUUAAAUGAUCUGUGCUCUGUCCAUUUAUAACAACAUGCCGUCCGUUUAUACACCACUCCACUUGUAGCUGAUAUACAAGCUAUCACACUUGAUGCUCUGUGUUUGUGAUAAUCAUUUUUUUAGUUUUGUUUUCAGAGUGAAACCAGGAAUCCUCAAGGACUUUUUGAAAGGGCUCGGAAAAAAACACAGCUGGAGACUCUUUAGGGUGAUAUUUCACACUGGUAGAACAUGUUUUAGUACCCCUAAGUGUCCCCAAGAGUCAAUGAAAAGUUAAACUACACAAAAGACUAACUAAUCUGGAGAUUAAUCUCUCUUUUAUUGCUCAAAGUUUCCCCCAUAAUGAUGUGGUGGUUAAUCUCUCUUCAGAGCCUAUGGAUACAAACAUGUUCCACCAGUCUGAAGUACCACUUUAGGUCUUGUCAGGUCCUCACUUAUUCUGUCAUACAUACAUGCAACAAUAUAUCCAACUGAGAGAUCAUUCUCCCUCAGUCGCAAUUGUCAGUAUCCAACCAAACAGCCCAACCUGCCCGAUACACUUGAAUUAUUCUGAUUGUAAAUUCACAUGACUGGACAGAAGGACUUGAACUGAAGGCACGAUGAAUGCAGCCUCCAAAUGAAAGUGUGUUUAAGACAGAAAACGAUGUGAAUGUCGAAAUCAUGUUUAGACUCUGUCUUACAAACACAGUUUGCACUAUGGCACACCAAUAGAAAGAAUUGGUUGCUACAAAAAAAAGUUGUAAAAACUGAUUUUGAUAUGUUUGCUAAUUUGUAUUGUAUUCAUAUGGCAUUUGUUUCCAGUAGGAGUUGCCUUUCUGAACCAUUGUUGGUAAAUAUGUAAAACUGCAACCUAGCAAGAUAAAUGUUGUAAUGCAGCAACUCUAUAUACUUGUUUUAACAAAUAAAAUUUCUAGCUUGUU